AUGGAAGUUAUUGCUUUAGUACAUAGAAAUAAUCAAACAGCUAAGAUCCUGCUAACAACAACGGAUAGUCUAGAUUACAUUUAUAAAGCUGUUUCAGCCGAAUUUCAAAUCCAUACAACAGAUUAUACCAUUCAGUAUUCGAUCAAUAAUGAGCACUUCAAUGAUCUCACAAACGAUUCUCUGUGCCAAAUGAUGUUAAAGAGUAAAACGAUCGAAUUAUUCGUUAGAGAAAACGAUCAUAAUCAUGCUUUAACAAUCACUAUCACGAUCACUCCAUGUGUACCAGUCGAGCAGCGAAUUGUGACACUGACACAAGCAGAUCUGAAUGAAAAAUUCAAGAAACGUCUCGGAUUACAGCAGUACUUCGAUAUCCAAGUCAUGUCGACGAAAUUUUUCUUGUCCGAAAUCUUCUCGCAUGGUGGCGAAGAUUGUUUAGAACAGUGUUUAGUAAAGAAAGAUAUGCCAGCAGCAGUUAAAGACUUUAUUCGAAACAAUUUGUAUACUCUGGCAGACUGUCGACGAAGUGGUGAUAAAUACGACAAAGAUCGAACUUGUUCGCAAACAACAGACGAUAUCAUUUUCAAGAUGACAUCGAUCAUUGAUGAGAACCUCUUCGUUGUUAUUAUUGUCUAUGCCUUAGUGAACAAUGAACAGAAGAAUUUCGCGACAUCGUUGGUGAAAAAAAUGAUUCCGAAUCAAAAGUUCAAUAAGGGUGUUGAGGGUCUACUGGAUGAAAUUAUCGAAGAAGUGGUCAAUACAGUUUAG
Messenger RNA from Adineta ricciae, 765 nucleotides. The record is from the annotation of a GenBank genome assembly. NCBI's taxonomy places the organism in Eukaryota, Metazoa, Rotifera, Eurotatoria, Adinetida, Adinetidae.